This is a messenger RNA of Cloeon dipterum, 531 nucleotides long. It is a transcript of the gene l(3)neo43, whose product is annotated as cytochrome c oxidase assembly protein COX16 homolog, mitochondrial. Gene Ontology annotation, cellular component: mitochondrial inner membrane. The record is from RefSeq and is a predicted model, not a curated record. Lineage: Eukaryota; Metazoa; Arthropoda; Insecta; Ephemeroptera; Baetidae. Gene Ontology annotation, biological process: mitochondrial respiratory chain complex IV assembly. The transcript has 3 exons. Bases 167 to 442 code for a protein of 91 amino acids.
CUGUCUGUGUCUGAAAGUGAACACCUUCCACCUAGCACUGUGUUUUUGUUACAAGUUUUAAUCCUAGCACAACAUAAAUUUGACAAAACUAUUGACUUUACUUAAAUUGCUUUGACGAGCAGGAAAUUUACUGCACUCAGAUUGGACAUUUAAAAAGGUUCACAGAAUGACAUCGUUUUUUAGAAGAAAAUCAACAAAAUACGCGGUACCUUUUUUAGUUUUGGUAUUAGGCGGUUCUUUCGGCUUAAAAGAAUUUGCUCAAAUCAGGUACAAAUUCUCUAAAAAAGAAGCAUUUAAACCUGAAGAAGUAAAGGAAAUGGGAUGCAAAAAACCUGUUAAAAGUGUUGGAGAGGUUACUGUUGAGACAGAGUUUGAAAAAAUUAAGAAGAUUGACAUUGAUCAUUGGGAAAACAAACGAGGACCAAGACCCUGGGAAAAGUAGACUGUCCAACAAACCAGUUAAGUUGCUGAUGUAACAAAUUUUAGUCCACCAUUUAAUUUGAUUGCAAAUAAAACAGGAUUUAUUUGCAA